AUGGAUGCUGGCCGCAGUUUUCAAAGUUUUAUUAGAUCAGCAAUCAUUAAUCUACUUGCCUUUGCCCCUCCCGCCGUUUACAGCACCUUGAGUAAGCUAUGGGUCGCCAAGUUGAGCUCCGGCGAGGUAGUGACAACUGAUGUAUACACAUACAUCGACAUCAUUCUUGAGGUCUUGAAUGAUGGUAUUCCUCGCUCUGCAUGGCUGAAUAUUGGGGACAAGUCAUCGCGAAGCCUUCACUCUCGGCUGAAUCUUGCCUGGACCAUGAUCAUUGUCAGUGCAGCACAAGGCUUCUGA
Penicillium argentinense is the source of this 297-nucleotide messenger RNA. RefSeq lists its product as uncharacterized. Lineage: Eukaryota; Fungi; Ascomycota; Eurotiomycetes; Eurotiales; Aspergillaceae. The coding region runs from base 1 to 297 and encodes 98 amino acids. The transcript has a single exon. The record is from RefSeq and is a predicted model, not a curated record.